AUGGCACUUCAUGCUGCAACUUCGAUUAGCAUGUUUUCACGGCGAUUAUCAAAAACGAGAUUGAGGGAGUUGGCAAUGAUUUCAAUGAAGCGAAGUAAAACUUUAGCGAGGAAACUUCUCAUCCGAAUCAAUCAUUCUCCAAUCCAUCGCAGCAAUAAGGGCUUGCAAACGGAUGACUUGAGAUCUUUGAAACGAGCGGUUGUAGCAAACAUUGCUGUUCAUCCUUCAACGUUGAGGAAGGUUCCCUCAGCCCCCCAGUGGCCAACGUUAAGAGAGCCUUCUAGACGCAGAGUCCAAUUGCGCCGGAGUGGUCUGAUCUCUUCAGUGAAAAUUUCUCCCAAACCUUCAAGAGACCAAAUUGGUGAUGAAGUGUCUCCCGCAAUACCUUCUAUAACGACGCCCGUUGAACAACAAAACCGUCCUCCCGUCAGUCCAAAGUCGUUUCUCGGAUUGACUCCCAUCGCGCCAAUCCACCUCAGAGGAGAGAGCCGUGCGUUGAGCAAACAGCUCACAAGAGAGGCUUGCCCUCCGGUUGUGAUCGAACCAAAGGAUUCCGUCUUUCCUAUUUUUGUUCAAGCACCAGAAGAUGUAGUAACGAAGCCGCUGGAAUUUGCCCAGGAGCCUUCGCCCCAUCCCAGAAGAGUCUCAAAGCUUUCCUUAUCGCGAGUUUCACCCCUAAGAAUUCCAUUUGAAAUAUCAGAUCAGCGCGACCUUGGCUCGAUGACUGUGUCUGCAUUGGAGACAGAAGAGGGUAGGAAACCCGCUGAGGUGAGGAUGCGAGCUCAGCAGUUGCGUGAGUUGGAGAGGCUUCGGUACGAAGAGAGACUAAAAUCGGGCAUCAGUGAUGUUGAACGGAAAAUGGAAGAGGGCGAGAGAACCCAUAGAGAGGAGUUGGAAACACUUCGCAAAAGCCAUGAGAGGGAACUGAAAUCCGCCAUUGAAGAAGAAGUAGAACGGAAAGUCAGAGAGCUGAAGCAAAUCCACCAAGCUGACAUAGACAAACUUCGUGAAAGUGAUAAAGGGCAUCCCUUGCCUGCGUCUGGGGAAGGCCUUGAGCUCCAAAUGGGAGAGUUGAAGAGAACCCAUAGAGAUGAGUUGGAGAAACUUCGCAAAAGCCACGAGAGGGAAUUGAAAUCCGCCAUUGAAGAAGAAGUAGAACGAAAAGUCAGAGAGCUGAAGCAAAUCCAUCAAGCUGAGAUAGACAAACUUCGUGAAAGUGAUAAAGGGCAUCCCUUGUCUGGGGAAGGCCUUGAGCUUCAAAUGGAAGAGUUGAAGAGAACCCAUAGAGAUGAGUUGGAGAAACUUCGCAAAAGCCACGAGAGGGAAUUGAAAUCCGCCAUUGAAGAAGAAGUAGAACGGAAAGUCAGAGAGCUGAAGCAAAUCCACCAAGCUGACAUAGACAAACUUCGUGAAAGUGAUAAAGGGCAUCCCUUGUCUGGGGAAGGCCUUGAGCUCCAAAUGGGAGAGUUGAAGAGAACCCAUAGAGAUGAGUUGGAGAAACUUCGCAAAAGCCACGAGAGGGAAUUGAAAUCCGCCAUUGAAGAAGAAGUAGAACGAAAAGUCAGAGAGCUGAAGCAAAUCCAUCAAGCUGAGAUAGACAAACUUCGUGAAAGUGAUAAAGGGCAUCCCUUGUCUGGGGAAGGCCUUGAGCUUCAAAUGGAAGAGUUGAAGAGAACCCAUAGAGAUGAGUUGGAGAAACUUCGCAAAAGCCACGAGAGGGAAUUGAAAUCCGCCAUUGAAGAAGAAGUAGAACGGAAAGUCAGAGAGCUGAAGCAAAUCCACCAAGCUGACAUAGACAAACUUCGUGAAAGUGAUAAAGGGCAUCCCUUGCCUGCGUCUGGGGAAGGCCUUGAGCUCCAAAUGGGAGAAUUGAAGAGAACCCAUAGAGAUGAGUUGGAGAAAUUUCGCAAAAGCCACGAGAGGGAAUUGAAAUCCGCCAUUGAAGAAGAAGUAGAACGGAAAGUCAGAGAGCUGAAGGAAAUCCACCAAGCUGACAUAGACAAACUUCGUGAAAGUGAUAAAGGGCAUCCCUUGCUUGCGUCUGGGGAAGGCCUUGAGCUCCAAAUGGAAGAGUUGAAGAGAACCCAUAGAGAUGAGUUGGAGACACUUCGCAGAAGCCAUGAACAAGAAAAACAAAAUCUGGAGAACCAACGCGAUCAAGCGAAAUCGGAAGCUCAAAAGUUGAAAAAAGCACUCGAGGAUGAAAAAUCAAAACAAUCAGAAAACGACAUGAAUCUCCGAAAGAAUUUAGAAACAAUGAACAAUUCGCUGAAGGAGAGUGAGAACCUUGUGAGACAGACGAGUGAUAGAGUGAUCGUCUUGGAGACAGAAUUGAUGCGAGCUCGAGAGGAUGGUGCAACUGCGACGGGCGAGUUUGAUCGCAGGAUAAGAGAACUCGAAGAGAAAGUGAAACAAGCAAACGAGAAUGAAAAGCGUGUGAAGAUUGAAAUGGAACAGAUGGAAGCAAAUUACCGUCGGUACGUUCAAUGGUGA
This is a messenger RNA of Condylostylus longicornis, 2493 nucleotides long. RefSeq names its product golgin subfamily A member 6-like protein 24. The coding region runs from base 1 to 2493 and encodes 830 amino acids. Lineage: Eukaryota; Metazoa; Arthropoda; Insecta; Diptera; Dolichopodidae. The transcript has a single exon. The record is from RefSeq and is a predicted model, not a curated record.